AUGGGAAUUGCAUGGAAACUAGUUAUGGGAAGGGAAAUUGUUAUUGGUUUGGUUGGCAAACCAUCGAGUGGGAAAUCCACCACAUUAAAUGCAUUGACCGAUGCCAAUGCCAAAGUCGGAGCUUUCCCAUUCACAACCAUAGAUCCAAAUAAAGCCACUGGGUACCUUGAGAUAGAUUGCGCGUGUGCUAGAUUUGGCAAGCAGGAUAAAUGUAAACCUAAUUAUGGCUAUUGUCGCAACGGGAAAAGAGGUGUGCCCAUUAUGCUACUUGACGUUGCAGGAUUAGUACCCAAUGCGCACCUUGGCCGUGGAUUGGGAAAUAAAUUUCUUAGUGAUUUAACUGAGGCAGACUGCCUUAUCCAUAUAGUUGAUGCAAGUGGUACGACUGAUGCCGAGGGUAAAGCGACAAGAGGCUACGAUCCACUAAAUGAUAUUGACUGGUUACAAAAUGAAAUUUUUUAUUGGAUUUUGGGUAACUUAAAAGAAAGAUGGGGGUCAGUUAAGAGGCGACAUAUUGCAACAAAACAAACGACAUUAGAGACCAUGAGACAACAGUUGGGUGGAUAUGUGGCUAACAAGAAACUUAUUGGACAAGCAUUGGACCUCAUUCCAGACCUACCCCCUUUGCAAGAUUGGGAUGACGAGAUGUUGGAAAAUGUUGUGCGUGCAUUUAUGGAGGUGAAAUUUCCCACUGUAUUAUCAUUAAACAAAAUGGACCAUCCCGAUGCCGAUAAAAAUGUAUCGAAAAUCAUUUUGAAAUACCCAAAAAGCAAGGCAGUGCUAUGCUCAUCAAUUACAGAGGUGUUCUUGCGGAAACUUGUGGCACAAAAUUUCAUAAAGUAUGAUCCAGGUACGGAAUUUGUGGAUACAAAGGAAGAUUUACCAGAUGACCCCAAUUUGCGCGAUGUCGAUGAAAAACUCAUGAACCGAAUAGAGAACAUUAGAGAUUUGGUAUUGUAUAGAUUUGGCUCAACUGGAGUUGUGCAGUUAUUACAAGCUGCCGCGGAGUUGUUGGAGUUGGUUCCAGUAUAUCCAGUGAGACAUAUAAACAACUUUACAGGAAAUUCUGGAGAUUCCGUCUUUCGCGAUUGUAUCUUGGUGAAACGGGGAACACCGGUGAUUUCAGUGGCAAGAAAAAUCAUGGGAGAUGUCACCAUCGCCGCCAUUGAAGGUGUAGGUGGUAUGAAGAUUGGAGAAGAGGAUACUGUGGAUGUUGGCAAAAACGAUAUUUUAUCAUUCAAAUUGGUUCCAGGCAGCAAGACAUAA
Lodderomyces elongisporus is the source of this 1266-nucleotide messenger RNA. RefSeq lists its product as uncharacterized. The transcript has 2 exons. Gene Ontology annotation, molecular function: GTP binding; ATP hydrolysis activity. The record is from RefSeq and is a predicted model, not a curated record. Gene Ontology annotation, cellular component: cytoplasm. Bases 1 to 1266 code for a protein of 421 amino acids. Lineage: Eukaryota; Fungi; Ascomycota; Pichiomycetes; Serinales; Debaryomycetaceae.